AUGCAAAUAUUUCAGUCUGUUGACUCCUCUAAGAAAGAAGAUGAAGAUUCAAUAGGGGAGGACAUUCAAGCUCGUUUCCGAGCCGAAUCUGACAUCUACUUCAUGCCAAUCAGGUCUGAAGGAUUUCUCAACGAGUUGAGCUUAGAGAAUGGAGCAACACAACACCACAGCAACCUUGACAUUCAAGCAGAUGGCAAAUCUCAGAGCUCAUUGGAUGUCACCAGCAUUCAGAUUCCUGGAGCACCUCCGACUCAUUCCCAUAACAACUGUGAACAUCCUACGAUACCCAUGCCUGAAGAGGUCCUGCAUUUGCCUGUCUGCGUCAGCCUGGAACCCACAGGGAGCUUCAACUGUAAUAUUUCCAAGGAAGGUUUGAAAGACAUUCAAUCAGUCGGCGAUCCAGGUGUCCAAGGAUCUGAUGCACAAACAAAUCAAGGCGUUAAGGAAUGUGAUAAUGAAAUUCAAGCUGAACAAAAGACCACCCUGCAACGGGUUGAGAGUCAUACCCAUGUGGGGUCUAAUAAUGCACAGGUGGAAACGAAGGUGGAAAUAGUUUGCAAUCACCUGGAUAAAGACGGGAAGUCCAACAUGGAGGCUGCCAUCUUUAUAGCCAGCUCUUACAUCUCAGAACUCAAGAGAGUGGCUCUAAACAUUGAAAGGAUUUUGGAUGAACAGAAUCAUAAGAAUUCAGACAAGGGGUUGGUCAGCUUAGACGAUAUAAAAAAGAGAAAGAAAGCUGGAGCACAAGAAGAUUUGAAUCCUGAUCAAAAUGAACAGCCAAAUGUAGAGCCAUCGCCAGUUUUGAUUGAAGAAUUGUCUGACAAGGUCUUAAACAUGUGCGAAGAUAACCUAAACCAGGAAAGUGUGGAAUGCACAAUGGGAGACUUUGUUUUUAAAGUCAAGCCCACGAGUAUGAGUCAUGAUGGGGACACCAGAAUAACUUGCGAGAAAAAGACCCAUCAGGCAUGUGAAGCCCGCCCACCGAGGGAAGAAUUGACUAUAAAAAGCACAGAGUUGAACAGAGGCUUGAAAUCAUUCUCAGGCACGUUACUGGAGAUUCCCGCUGAUACUAACAAUAACCAGUUUUCCUGUGGAGACAUUGCCUACAGGAAUAAAGAAGUCAAGUCUGAUCCAUUCAACAGGAAUGCUGCUUUAAUAUCAAAUCAAAACAAUAAUGGAAAUUUUUUAGGCACUGUUGAUUCUAAAAAAAUACCGGAGCAACUCAUUUUCUCGCCUGUUGGUAAAGACUGUUUAAAUUAUCUCAAGGAAACGGCUUCAGAGACGCUGAAGCCAGAUGGCAGUGACACCUUCUGUGUUACCAAAGAGUCCAAGAAAACAUGGAGAGAUCAUGACCCUUCCUGCAACUCCAGCAGCAACAACUCGCAGACCAUUGGCAGGAAGGCCAAACCGCUGUAUGCCAACCAGGAAGCCAUCAGCUAUCACGACAACUGUAACUACUCUACCAAUAACCUGAUCAGAGACCAGUCUCACGAAGAAUGUCUGCCGAGUGAAACAACAGGUACAAGAGGCGGCUUACCCACCCCGGAGUUGACAGCCUUACAUUUCAAAAGACAACAGAACUGCCCGUCCGAGAAAGAUAAAGACGGGGAACAAUUUAAAAACAGAUAUUAUCAACCUGCUGCUAAACAAAUGCCCAGCAAAAGCACACACCGUUGUAAUAAAUCUGUUUUUUGCAAAGAAGGAAUGAAAGGAGUUUGCCAAAAAGAAAAGGACCAUAAAGAAAUUGACCAGAAAGACAGAGAUAAUGAAAAUCAUCAUCAAGAAUGUCAAAAAAAUGGUAGUGAGAAUAAAAAAUCUGACUUGCCAAAAACCUCAGAGGAUUCUGAAAGGUGUCAGUCAUUCCAGAAAUUUUCUCCUAAGCCAAUGACAUGUGACGAGCAAUGUCCUUGUGACCAGGAUGACAAAGAUGUGACUAAGCAUAGCCACGCUGCUGCCACCUAUACAAGCAAACCAAGAGGGAUCAGCUUGCAAGAAACGGCUUCAAAGCUUAUGGCUAAAGCCAAAGACCACAAGGAAAACAAAGAUUUAAAAAGCCCACCAAAAAUCUUGGAAAUCGACAUUGCCGCCUUGAAUGUCCCUGAUUACCUUCCCAAAAUUUUAAAGAAAGAAUUUCCCUUAAGACUUCACGCUUUCCAGGAAGAGUAUAACCUGUCCUCGACGUACGUGCCAGAAGUUACCCGUCAGAUAACUGUGCAGAGUCCAGAGGAGAACAUGAUUGUCCACACAAUACACACACGUCCCAACCCGCUCCAACCAGAAUUCAGGGGAGACUUUGAAAUCGCUAGUCUGAAGAAAAGGAUCUAUCUUGGAGAGAAAGAUGGAUUCUAUCCUUCUGAGGGAACCAGGCGACUUAUAUGUGAGACAGAAUGCUUCUCAACAAAAGACCCGAAGACGCAAAAUUUGGUUUUAGAAAAUGGAACGCUGAAAGCUUCCAAGGCAAACGUCCAGACAAAGCCAGGAAAGAGAAAGAAAACUAUCAAGAGAAUACAGGAAGCGGUUAAACCCAUUCAGAAUGAUGUCGGUGAACCGACCGGCAUCUCAAAGGUUGUUGUUGAUGUAGCCAAAGACAAAGAACCGCAGUGGUUCAAUAAAGAUUAUGUUCAACUUGUUGGGGACGUCAUAUUGAUAGGCUCGGGGAAGACCAGGAGCAUAGAGCAAAUCUUUGGGCCUCUUCAGGAAGGCGAUGGGUCAAAUAACAGCUCCAAUACUUCAGCUGGCUUCAAGUCAGGCUCUCAUUCUCUGCAUAUUGCCGACAAUAAUUUCACGAUGGAAAGCAAUGAUGGCAGUUUUAACACUUCGAAAUGGAGAUCGUUGCAUUUGAGAAAUGUCACUUAUGAGAACAAUAACAACAAUAAUAUCCACUCAAUUGAAAGUAGUCCAACAUCAGCUUGUUGUAAAGAGCCUGAUUACCUCUGCGAUCAUUUUGAACUGGUGUCGCACGACAGAGUCACCACUGAAACUGGUUAUAAAGUGGUGCGCAUGGGAAGCAACUCCAGUAAUUCCCCUUGUCACAUGAACCCCCAGACCGAAAACCUGUCAAAAAAUAUUCUUCAAGACACAAGUUUUAAUUCACGCAGUCUACACCACAGAGAUUUAAAAUGGCAGCUAUCAAAUAUUUCAACUCGGAGCAAGGAUUUCAUCAGUUAUGAUUCUAAUAACAACAGUACGGGUAAGCUGUCUGAUGUGGACGAUGCCACCCUGCAAGAUAUCGACCAGAUCCCUACUGAACAAACACCAGCAGAAUCCAGGAAGGCCAAGAGUUCAAGGAGGUCCAGACCGAACUCUCCCAACAAAAAAACUUUCCGAGGGAGCUGCCCGGAUUGUGAACCUGCCAAGCCAGGGGAUGCUUCGGAGAAAGUUUUUGAUGAUUUCCAGAACCAAGUUGAGCCCACGGACAUCAAUGUUUCUGAAGUGGCACAGACUGGAUCAUCGUUAGCACUCAGGAAAAAUCUGCUGCCACAAAGGUCUUUGGCAGAGAGGACUCACCUGAAAGGACACAAGUUGUGGAAUCCCUGUAGCUGUGACCCACCAAGGCCCCGUGUCAUCCCACAGUAUGCUGAAUGUGGUGUCCAGCUUAACAUUGGGGAUGUUUGUCCAAGUGCAGGCUCACAAGUCGGAGAUUCGGGACUCUAUAAAACCUACACUGGCCACAUUGUCCGCGAAGACCAAGUGGCAAUGUGCGAGUGUCAGAUCAAACGCAAGCAAAGACCACUGCGCGAUUUUGACAUGCAAGUGUCAGCUGAAGACAUCUGUCCAAGCAGUGACGCCCAAACAGGGUCAUCCCUAUUGCUCCUAGAGCCAUUUAAAAGAUCCACACAGCAAGCUGCGCCCAUAAAUUACAACGAUGGCCAAGAACACACUUUAAAAGGUCACAUUCUUAAGGAAAACUGUGAAUAUUCUGCUCCCUAUCACUGCACUGAACAAGUGGAAGCACGGGAAAUUGAAACUCAAGUCACAGCUAUUGAAAUAAAUCCCUGCGAUGAGGUACAAACCGGGGACUCGUUGAUGAUGACUGAGCCGUUUCCUCCAGUCAAGCCGACGCUCAGUGACGAUGAGUCUGGUGAUGGUGACGUGACGUGGGCAGAUCUGAGUAUUUACGACAUGACACCCGAGCACAGGAGUGUCAAUGCCUACUAUAAACGUUUUGAUGAUUACCCUGGUGUUGAUAAGGACUAUGUGAUAUACCCUUCACAGUACAAGCCACCCGCAAAGGUGGCAAGCAAGACUAGACCACCUGUUGGCCCAACUCCUCAGAUAGUGGUCCAGCUGUCUGAAGACAAGCUCGGUAAAAUGCAGAUGACAGGUGGGGAUGUGGCUCCUUACCGAAUAGAUGAGGACCAACUCAGCUACGACGGAAGUGUUAAAGACUAUGUGGAUAAAGAAAAUUUAACAAAAGAUGGCAAACACUUUGAUGAUGAUGACUAUAAGAACUAUGUCAAGGAAGUUUAUAAAAAGCCAGAGGAUGUGAGGGACCAUGAACAAGGAGAAUUUAGGUAAACAUUUGACUGUUUGUUUUUAGGUUGGUGUGAGUUGGGGGAAACGGACCAGAAUAGUAUUAUGUGCAUCUAACCAUUUAGUUUACAAGUUGAUUUAAUAAAGGACAGUGGCGACAAGAGAAAAUAUUUCUCAAUAUAGAAAGUGGUUUCCCUUUGUGCAUGGCAUGUAAUCUAAUCUCAUAAAGGAAAACAGUGGCCUGAGCUCUGGUGCACAAUAACUCACAGGUCACAUGCUUCACAAUACCCUUUCUUCCCUUAGAGGGUUCGCAGCUCACCCAGUGCAACUGCCACAGCGCUCACUCUACUAAUUGCAUAGCUUCCUAAGGGCUUGGAAUGGACACAAAUUAACUAGCAUUUAAUUUGACUCCUAGCGCCUCGUCCCCCCUUGUCACCACUCACAAAGUUUGAUUUCUGAUAAAAAUUCCUUUCAAAAUUUUACAAUGGUUCAUUUCCUGGUCUAACUUUCUAUUCAACCUCCUUUAUUAUUUUAUUUCAUACUUAAAAGUUAUCACAUAAAAUGUUUCAUAUUUCAUACUUAAAAGUUAUUACAUAAAAUAUAUUUAGGAGCUUUAAAUUUAUUUGUAAACAAAUUAAUGUGAUGCAAAAAAAAAAAAAAAAAAAAAAACUAUUGAGGUUCCACAUUGUAAGGAAAAUAAUAUCAUAUAUACUUCUCUUAAAUUGAUGGUUCAUAACUAGUUGACAGAUGUAAUCAUUGGCGAUAAUUGUUUCAGUCUCAAUUUAUAAGUUCAGUCUCAAUUUAUAAGUUAAACAGGAAGAAUUGGUCGCAUCAAAAAGUUGAUUUCUACUGCCCCCCAGAUGGAGAAGUUUCAAUAUUUUAAAGUAUUAUUUAGAGUUUAAGUUCAACUCUUUCUAUUGAUCUUAUUUUCAGAAAUGUACCAAGGAGAUAUGAAUCCUUAACUAUAACAUCAUAUGAGAAACAAACAGUUGGUAAGAAAUAUUGAUUUUAUUCAAAAAAUUGGUUAUCUUGCUAAUAUAACAGUUUAAAUGGCGAUUAAAAUCAUCCUGUUAAAUUUAUGUUAACGUGAUUGCCAUAGCGGAAUCGCUCAGUUUACAGACUUAGUUUCAGAAAAAGAAAUCAAGUGUAAAGAGUUAAGGGACGUAAUCUCUAUUAUUAUCUAACCUAUUCCUUGGUUAUAUAAUUUUUCUGGUUUAAUUUUGGGACCUUUUAUACUCCAUGUAGUGAUUGAUUGUUGAGAAAUGUGACAUCAAGCCAUAGUAACUGCAUCUCAUUAAACUGUAUUUAUCCUAAUUUGUAAAUUUUCGUCUAGAUCAACAGUAAUAAUUCAGUUUGCAUGGAAAUCUUGAUGUGGAUUUUAAACUUAUUAUCACACUUGAAAUACUGUAACAUAUGAUACUUUUGAAAAAAAAAAAAAAUUGAAUGGCUUUUAUCCAAAAAAAAAAUGUCGCUGUUCAAAUCAAAAUUUAAAUUUGUUUUAAGUUAAAACUAACUUAUAUUUUUAAAACUAACUUAUAACAAUGGGUCAACAUUUCUAACAAGUGACGUUUCCCCUUAAUUAUAGUAAACUUUUUUAUUUGUAUCCUAGAACCAGUGCGUGGUCCUUUGAGAAAGAAAUACAGCAAUUUUGGAGCAGGUAAAGCGUUCAAAGACAUGAAGGAAGACGGAGAAGAGGAGGAGGAAGAAGGAGAGGCAAAUGGUGAAGCCAAUGGUGAAGCCAAAGGGACUGCUGGGCACAGUCCCUACAAGAGGAAACGCCGUAUUACAGUCGGCCCAAGUGUCUCGACACAAACUUUAAACACCCCAAGCCACACGCACAAGACUGGGUUUUAUUAA
Molecule: messenger RNA, 6330 nt
Organism: Lymnaea stagnalis (great pond snail)
Lineage: Eukaryota; Metazoa; Mollusca; Gastropoda; Lymnaeidae
Source: the annotation of a GenBank genome assembly